GCGCUGGGCUGAGAUCCGGAAAUCCGGGCGGAUCCUUGCUGCGUGGUCCUUGUCUGGCGUCGUUGUUCUUCCAGCAGCUCUCGGAGGCUCUGCCAGAAGUGCAGGUCUGCCUUCCUCAAGUUGCUGCCUUUAUUCCAAGCUCAUCUUAUCACCAUGAUGAAGCUUAGACACAAGAACAAAAAACCAGGUAAAGGUUCCAAAGGCUGUAAGAAGAAUGGGAAGAAAGCGGCACCCCGACCACCCUCUGCUCCCCAGGUUGUUCACGGUAAUGAUCAUGCCAGCCGAGAGGCCGAAUUAAAGAAGAAAAGGGUUGACGAGAUGAGGGAGAAGCAACAGGUUGCCCGGGAGCAAGAGCGACAAAGGCACAGGACCAUGGAGAGCUAUUGUAAGGAUGUCCAGAAACGUCAGGAGGAGUUUGAACAUAAGGAGGAAGUUUUGCAGCAACUAAAUAUGUUUCCUCCGUUGGAUGAUGAGGCCACACGGAGGGCCUAUUACAAGGAGUUUCGUAAGGUGGUAGAGUACUCUGAUGUGAUUCUGGAAGUUCUGGAUGCUAGAGAUCCGCUGGGCUGCCGCUGUUUCCAGAGGGAGGAGACUGUCCUUCGGGCAGAGGGCAACAAGAAGCUAGUGUUGGUCUUGAAUAAGAUUGACCUGGUUCCCAAGGAGAUUAUAGAAAAAUGGCUGGAUUACCUUCGAAAUGAGCUGCCAACUGUGGCUUUCAAGGCCAGCACCCAGCAUCAGUUCAGAAACUUGACUCAGUGUAAAGUUCCAGUGGACCAGGCUUCUGAUUCGCUGUUGAAAAAAAGCAGAGCCUGCUUUGGAGCUGAAAACCUCAUGAGGGUCUUGGGAAACUAUUGCCACCUGGGGGAAGUGCGCACCCACAUUCGAGUCGGGGUUGUAGGCCUUCCCAAUGUGGGGAAGAGCAGCCUGAUCAAUAGCCUGAAGCGCAGCCGUGCGUGCAGUGUGGGAGCUGUUCCUGGCGUCACAAAAUUCAUGCAGGAGAUCUUCUUAGACAAGUACAUCAGGCUGCUGGAUGCUCCAGGCAUUGUCCCAGGACCCAAUUCAGAGGUGGGCACCAUCCUGCGGAAUUGCAUCCAUGUGCAGAAGCUGGCAGACCCCGUGACCCCAGUGGAGACCAUCCUUCAGCGCUGCAACCUGGAGGAGAUUUCCAGCUAUUACGGUGUCUCAGGAUUCCAGACUACUGAGCACUUUCUGACCGCAGUGGCCCACCGCUUGGGAAAGAAGAAGAAGGGAGGCAUAUACAGUCGUGAGGAGGCUGCCAAAGCUGUCCUGGCUGACUGGGUGAGUGGGAAGAUCAGCUUCUAUACACCACCGCCACCUACUCACACUCUGCCCGCCCAUCUCAGUGCUGAGAUUGUGAAGGAGAUGACUGAGGUCUUUGAUAUCGAAGAUACUGAGCAUGCCAAUGACGACACCAUGGAAUGCUUGGCCAAUGGAGAAGCCGAUGAGCUGUUGGGUGACACGGACCCAGAAGAAAUGGACUUCAAGUGGCUCCAUUCUCCGUUGGUGAAAAUAGCAAAUGCUAUUGAAAAUAGAGCCACCGAAUACAAGAUUGGAGACCACACUGGGUAUUGUACCAUUCCAAGGCGCCACCAGAUGGGGUGGCCUAAACGCAAUGUGGACCAAUACUUCCCCCCAAACGAUGAUCCAGUGGAAAUCUGGACAGUGGACCGCCGCCCAAUGUUGCAGAGGAUCCUGGAGACAGACCCACUUCAGCAAGGCCAGGCUCUGGCAUCUGCCUUGAAGAAUAAGAAAAAAUUACAGAAGCGUUCAGAGAAAAUCGCCAAUAAGUUGUCUGACUCCAUGAUGUCGAUGCUCGACCUCUCUGGCAACUGCGACGAUACUGCUGGCGACGACAAUGCUGGCAACGACACUGCUGGCGACUGAUGAGCUGACCUUCCCUCCUGCUGCAAACACUGUUUCCUAUGGGAUGGGAGAAUACGGAUGGCGUUUGAUUCUCCCUGAUGUACCUACAUAGUAGAAGAACACCCCCACACCAUCUGUCUUCUGCCACGGUGCCCUCCAUUCUCAUCAGUUAAGAGUCUCAAAGAUCUGGAGCUGCCAGACCCUAAUACCCUCUUAGUUCUUAUGUCCUUAGAAAUGACAUUUUGUUUGUUUUUGUGGUGCCAAGGAUUGAACCUAAUAGGUCCUCACGCAUAUUAGACAAACAUCUAUUACCAAGCUGUAUUAUUAUUAUCAUUAUCACCAUCCGUUAUUAUCAUUGGAGAAAGAUUCUUGCUAUGGAUCCCAUUCUGCUUACUCAGCCUCUCAAGUAGUAGGAUUACAGGCUUUUGCCACCAUUCCCGGCUCCCACUGUGUUUUACAACGUAAUAUCAACAGAGUCUUGGCAUGGUAGCUACAUACCUAUAAACCUGACUCUUGGAAGACUGAAGCUAGGAGGAUUGCCUAAGUUAAAGGAGAGCCUGGACUAUCUGGCAGAACCUUUUCUUAACCUACAGCCCAAAACAAAUAGUAGAGUUUGGGCUGUGCUGGCGCACACCUUUAAUCCAACCACUUGGGAGGCAGAG
Microtus oregoni (creeping vole) is the source of this 2546-nucleotide messenger RNA. RefSeq names its product guanine nucleotide-binding protein-like 3-like protein. Bases 154 to 1905 code for a protein of 583 amino acids. The record is from RefSeq and is a predicted model, not a curated record. The transcript is spliced from 16 exons. Gene Ontology annotation, molecular function: GTP binding. Gene Ontology annotation, cellular component: nucleolus. Lineage: Eukaryota; Metazoa; Chordata; Mammalia; Rodentia; Cricetidae.